This is a messenger RNA of Amaranthus tricolor (Joseph's coat), 5247 nucleotides long. Its product is annotated as protein LSD1-like. The record is from RefSeq and is a predicted model, not a curated record. The transcript is spliced from 9 exons. The coding region runs from base 3948 to 4475 and encodes 175 amino acids. NCBI's taxonomy places the organism in Eukaryota, Viridiplantae, Streptophyta, Magnoliopsida, Caryophyllales, Amaranthaceae.
ACGAGCCAUCUGUUAUCCAGAAUCUUUCUACACCUUUUCCGGUUAGUCUCCAGCCGAGGAGACCAAUUCAUCUUAUUUGAAUUCAAUUUUUUUUUUUUAUAAAUAACGGAAAAUUCAAUCUUUCACCAUUGAUUAUUCAAGCUUUUGCGUCAUCUUUUGUAUUGACUCUUUGAAAUUCAAUACCGAAAUUUCCUAGAAGUUUCACAAAACCAAUUCAGCAAUUUCCAGAUUGCGUAGAAUUCGAUUUUGAGGCAGUGAACUGAAAAGAAUCUAAUUGAAUUCCCGAAACGAGUUAAAAAUGCAGAGUCAACUUGUGUGCAGCGGUUGUAGAACGAUUUUGCUGUACCCGAGAGGAGCGCCUAAUGUUCGUUGUGCCAUUUGUGAUACAGUUUCCCCUGUCCAACCUACGGGUAAUUAUUUCUUUUCGUUUUACUUUAUUCAUGUAUGUUGAGGCUUAUAAACAUGGUCGGACCUGAUUAAAGAGCACCCAAUGUCAGUUUCUGUUGGAAGUUAUAAGCAAUCUACUGUUGGAAUCAAUACACAACAAGACAUGAAUCCAAGUCAUCAAUCCGUGAGCACCAACAAGAAGCACAAAGUUAGUCCGGAUUGUUCUGUAACCAACUUCUGUAUUAUAACAGAAAGUCGUUAGUGUAUAUUCUGUUAGCUGCUUCUUCUUUCUCUUUCUGAUCCUCUUGUAUAUAUAGCUCAUGUACCUCUUCUGUAUUCUCACCAAUUCUAUCAAUAAAGAUUGUAUAAUUAAAGAUUGAAUUAAGUCCUUUCUUUCUUGAAACUCCACUGAGUUUAACAUGGUAUCAGACAGUUGAUCCUUUUCUUUUUCUGUUCUUUCUUCCGCUUCUGUUCUUUCUUCUUCUUAUGGCUACUACUCCUACAUCCACCAUUGAACCUACCAAUAAUCCUGCCAGCAUUUACUAUCUUCACCCAUCUGAUGUAGGCCAUAAGAUCAUCACUAAUGUCUUUAAUGGUUCUGGUUAUCGUGAUUGGAGAAAAGCUGUCAUUCUUGCUCUUUCAGCCAAGAACAAACUCACUUUUGUUAAUGGCUGGAUCACCAAACCCGCCAAAGAUUCUUCUGAUCUCAGUGCAUGGGGAAGAGUAAAUGAUGUCAUUAUUGGAUGGCUUUUAUCUGCCCUUGAACCUAGCAUUGCCAAGAGUGUAUAAUGGCACAAGAUUGCCAAGGAAAUCUGGGAUGAACUCCAUGAGAGGUAUGGUCGUUCUUCCAAUGCACAAUUAUAUUCCCUACAAGAAGAACUUGGGCAACUGACCCAAGAACCUGAUGUAACUAUUGCUGAUUUCUACACCAAAUUUAAGACCAUUUGGGAUGAACUGGACCAUCUCAACCCAUUACCUUCUUGUUCUUGUAACCUCACCCAAAAAUUCUACAAACUUCAACAAAAUCAAAGAUAAACUCAAUUUCUCAUGAAACUUGAUCCCAAAUACACACAAGUUCGCAGCAGUAUCUUAAUGAUGCCUGAGCUACCCACUAUUGCUCAGGCCUAUCAAAUCCUUGACCAAGAGCAACAACACCAAAGUCUCAGCAAAUUGCAUGACUCACAACUUGAAUCAUUGGCUUUCAAUGCUGACAAAAAGCCAUCCUAUGAGAGACCCAGAGCAUCUGUUCUUAUUUCUUCUAGCCACAGAUGAGAUAAACCCAAAGUUUCUGGCACCAAACGUUCUGGUUCCUAUUCUUGUGAUUACUGUAAAAAUUAUGGUCAUAGUCUUGAACGAUGUUGGAAGGUACAUGGUUAUCCACUUAAUUACAAGACCAAUACCUGGAGAAGGCCAAAUGCUUCUGCUCAUCUUGCUCAGGGGGAACCUGACAUUUCUGAUGAUACUCUUGGUACUGCCGAACUUAUUUCCAGUCAGUAUAAACAUCUUCUGAACAUGCUCCAAAAGGAGGCUACCUGUUCUUCAGACAGUGCAACAAGCCUUUUUGCAGGACCAAUGGACCAAGACUCAAUGGCUUUUUGGUAGGCAAGUCCAUGGUCUUUAUCAUACAACUGCAAGAUUGACGUCACCUAGCAGCAAGAUUGAUCAUACUGCUCUCUCAAAAGAUUGCAAGAUUCAUAACAAAAUUGAUGUUUGUAAGUACAUAGCAAUAACAUUGUUUGUAGGCAUCUCAGAUUAGGACAUUCGCUGUGACAAUGCUAAGGAACUCACUGAGGGUAAUGCUCUCCGUUUUUACCAACAAGAUGGCAUUUUUCUUCAAACUAAUUGUAGAGACACUCCCCAGGAAAACGGGGUUGUUGAAAGAAAGCAUCGCCAUCUUCUUGAGGUUGCUAGAGCCUUGUCUUUUCAAUCCAAUCUCCCUCCUUCCUUCUGGGGUGAUUGCUUACAAUGUGCCACCUUUCUUAUCAAUAGAUUCCCUACUCCUACUCUUUAUGGUCUUACACCAUAUGAACUUCUCUACAAAAAGCCACCAGACUAUUCCAUUCUUAGAGCUUUUGGAUGUUUGACUUAUGUUUCUACUCUUAAGCAAGGACGCCAUAAGUUCGCUCCUUGAGCUGCUCCCCAUGUCUUCAUAGGGUACUCUCCUCAACAGAAAGGUUAUAAAGUUUAUAACCUCACUACCAAGAUUGUCUCUAUGUCUAGAGAUGUCAUUUUCUUUGAGACAUUUCCCUUAUCAUUACACUAACACUGCACCACCCGCACAACAAUUUUUCUUACCUCAUCUUCUUCUGAUCCUACCUUUUUGGAGUAUCCUGAACCUUCUCUUCCUUUCUCUGGCUCUUUUCAUCCUACUACCCCUACUACUCCCAUGCCCUCCCCUGCCAAUCCUUUAUCUCCUUCUCCCCCUCCUUCUCCUGUUCCCUCUCCCCCACCUUCUUCGAAGAUCACAAAGACAUAUCAAACCCCCAUCUCGCCUUCAAGCCUACCACUGCAAUCAUGUUACCUCAACACAUUGGUGUAACCUUGUCUCCUCCCAUGCCUUAUCUGCCUCUCAUAAACUCAUUUCUCAUCACCAUCAACAAUAUCUUGAACCUAAAACAUAUGCUGAAGUUGUUCAAUACCCUCACUGGGUUGCAGCCAUCAACACAAAACUUAAAGCCUUAGAGCUUAACAACACCUGGACACUUAUUGAUCUUCCAAAACACAAAAAAAGCCAUAGGGUGUAAGUGGGUCUUUAAGACCAAAUUGAAUGCUGAUGGUAGUUUAGAACGACAUAAGGCUAGACUUGUAGCCAAAGGUUACAACCAAAGAUAUGGGAUUGACUUUGAAGAUACUGAUCUCAGAAGAGUUCUCACUCCUUUUCCCUCUAACCUCAAACUUUCUGCAUUAGAAGGUAUCCCAUUGCCUGACCUAACCAUCUAUAGAAGUCUUGUUGGGAAACGCAACUUCCUCACCAACUCUAGGCCUGACAUCUCAUAGUCUGUACAGACAUUGAGCCAAUAUAUGCAACGUCCUACUGAAUCCAUUUUUCUGCUCUUAAACAUACUUUGUCUUAUGUCUCUUGUACUGCUGGCGAAGGCAUCUUGUUACAAGGCUCAGAUAAGCUCAACCUUCUAGCCUUUUCUAAUUCCGACUGGGCUUCUUGUGUGGAUACUCGCAAAUCAAUUUUGUGUGGAUACUCGCAAAUCAAUCACAUGUUACCUCAUUAUGCUGGGAAAAUCUCCUAUUAGUUGGAAGUCAAAGAAACAAUCCACUAUCUCCAAAUCUAACUCUGAAGCAGAAUAUAGAACUAUGGCAUCAACCUCUGCAGAGGUCACUUGGUUUGUUAGACUUCUACAUGAUUUUGGUCUUACCAAACUCCAGCCUGUGACUCUAUUUUGUGACAACCAAUUUGCUCUUCAUUAGCCAAGAACCUUGUCUUCCAUGGAAGGACAAAACACAUAGAAAUAGAUUGCCAUUUUACUCGGGACAAAGUGCUUGAAGGCCUCAUUCAGUUGUCCUAUUUCCCCACCAAGCUCCAACUUGUGUGCGGCGGUUGUAGAAUGAUUUUGCUGUACCUGAGAGGAGCGCCUAAUGUUCGUUGUGCCAUUUGUGAUACAGUUUCCCCUGUCCAACCUACGGGGUUGGAAAUGGAUCAAAUUAUAUGUGGUUGUUGUCAUACCUUACUCAUGUACUCUCGGGGAGCGUUAAGUGUAAGGUGCCUGUGUUGCCGCACUGUAAAUCUAACGAAUGGUACUCCAGUUUUUUGGCUAGGAGGAGCAUCAAAUCAAUAUUCCACAGUACGCUGUGGAAACUGCCAGAUGACACUUAUGUAUCCGUACAGAGCUCCAUCGGUCAAAUGUGCUAUAUGUCAAUAUAUCACAAAUGUUGGAACUACAAAUGGAAGCUUAUCAAGUUUUAAUAGACAAAAUGGUGUAUCUACUUCAUCAUCUCCUACUGCAUCUUUCCCGCUUUCCCAAAGUCAAACCGUGGUAGUAGAGAAUCCCUUGUCGCUCGACAGAAGUGGCAAAUUGGUUAGUAAUGUCGUCGUUGGAGUAACCCAAGAAAAGAUUAGUUCGAAGCAUAAUUGAACUGCACUAGGUCUUUCCUUCCGCGGAUGAAGCAAAUCUGAUUUGUUUCUGUUAAAGCAAGUACCAAUAAUCUUAAUGAUGACGUUAACUUUAAACAUAUAAUCGAACAUGCUUUGUCUUGUACUUUAGAGAGGGUCGAUAAAGAUGUAUCGAAUAUGGGUGGUUUAAGGUUUGGAACGGUUGAUGAGAGUUGCUUGAUCAAAGCAACAAAUAAAGAAGCAGAACAGUGAGUGGCUCGACCAACCGCUCGAUCGAGUGAAGUACUGCUCGACCGGUCGAGCGGUGUUGGCUUGGUCGAGCAAGAUGUCGAGCAAGGUGUGCAGAACAGGUCAGUAGCUUUACUGGAAGCUCGCUCGACCGAGCGAGGUAGUGGCUCGGGUCGAGCGAAAGUUCAGCAGACUACUUUGGAUUCUGUUUUGGUCAGAAUGUGAAGUGACUAUGCAAUUAUUUCGUGCAUUACUCUAUUGUUUAUUGUAAUGUUUAUUGUCAUAGUUAAUUAGGAUGUUACAUGUGAGUUUAUGGUGAUUUAUGAGGGAAUACUAAGAGUGAUGAAUAUCUUGGCUAUAAAUAGGAUUCAUCACUCAUAGUAACAACACCACAAAAAACACACAUGUUGUUGAGAGGGCUAUUGCAUUGUUAGAAACUUGAGAGUGUUCUUACUUUGCUUUAGUAUUUGUGAUCUUGAGAGAUUGUUCUCAAGAUAAGGGAGGUUUAUUAUAUUUGUAAUUGUUGAAUUCAUUAUAAUAAACUAUAUUUGAGGGGGAGGUAUUCA